CGUUAGAUCACUUACUCACGGGAUUUCACUUCGCAAUCAACUUUCUUCUGAGUGACGAACGAUGCCCUCGCGUGGCCUGCUCCGCCUCCAGUUCAUGGGCGUCGUGGCGAUGUUGAUGGGCGUCUUGACCAUGACGACCCUCCUCCUCUUCAGUGACUGCCGGUCGACGAGGUGCGCCCGGGAGAAGACCUCCGUCAGCGCCUUCAGUUUCCUGUGGAUCGUCUCUGGGGCGAGCAUCCUUCUCAUAUCGUUGCUCCUUUCAAGAAGAGACAUCGGCCAGUACAGUGCCAUCCCCUCAAGCCAGAUAAGCGAAAGUGCCACCUGCCCAGUGCCAGGAACGUGCCAUUACCAAGAAGGUGCCAAGAACCAAGUGGAAGACCCGCCUCCACCUUACCAAGGACUGGAAGCUUCCCCCCCUCCUUAUGGGUGCUCUGUGUAAAUGGA
This is a messenger RNA of Penaeus monodon (black tiger shrimp), 444 nucleotides long. RefSeq lists its product as uncharacterized. Lineage: Eukaryota; Metazoa; Arthropoda; Malacostraca; Decapoda; Penaeidae. The record is from RefSeq and is a predicted model, not a curated record.